Fusarium musae is the source of this 1125-nucleotide messenger RNA. RefSeq lists its product as uncharacterized. The transcript has 4 exons. The record is from RefSeq and is a predicted model, not a curated record. Gene Ontology annotation, molecular function: S-adenosylmethionine-dependent methyltransferase activity. Bases 1 to 1125 code for a protein of 374 amino acids. NCBI's taxonomy places the organism in Eukaryota, Fungi, Ascomycota, Sordariomycetes, Hypocreales, Nectriaceae.
AUGUCCCAACUCGAGCGCUCCCUCAAAGCGACCAGCGUCUCAGAGACGCUAAGUACAUACAAUGAAUGGGCAAACACCUAUAACCAAGACGUCGAAAAAGAAGAAUACGUCGCUCCCCUCCUCGCAUCCCAGGAUCUACUCACCCAUCUCAACACUCAAAUCUCCUCCGCUAAGAUUCUCGACGCCGGCUGCGGAACAGGUCUCGUCGGCGAAGCCCUGACCAACCUCGGCGCCUCAAACAUCCACGGCAUAGAUCUAAGCCCCGGUAUGCUAGAAGUAGCCAACAGAACAGGCGUUUACAAAUCACUCAACGUCGCGAAUCUCGCUGAAAAGCUUGAUAUUCCUUCACAGAGCUAUGAUGCGGUUAUUUGUGUCGGGACUAUGACGGAGGGACAUGUUGGACCUGAGGCAUUUGAUGAGUUUGUGAGAGUUACUAAAGCUGGGGGCGUUAUUGUUUCGACGAUUCGAGAGUCGGUUUGGCAGGUGAAGGGGUAUGAGGAUAAGGUUAAUGGGCUUGAGGAGCAGGGCAGGGUGAAGAUUGUGGGGAGGAAGAGGGAGCAUCAGAGGAUUGGGGCUGGUGUUUAUGCCGUCGUGGGCAGCUUUGCGGCUGCUCAGUAUGAUCAGGAGAAGCAGAACAAGGAUGCCACCUGCAACAAUAAUUGUUUCUUCAAGUACUUCACCAAUAAAUGCAACGCCGAUAACCCGGCGUGUGUCUGUACCCUCAAAGACAUGCGCGAGAAGUUCUUCUGCUGCAUAGCUGACAAUUGCGCCGCGAACGUUCUCCCAGAACAAAGUGAGAGAUCUUCGAAUGAUUGCGAUGCUCACGGCAUUCCUUUCACUUUCGACGCUGAGGCUAUUUGUGGAAUUAAAUUGCCUGCUUCGUCUGAGACAGUCUCUGUUUCGGUGACUACCUCGGAAGCUACUACUGUUCCCAAGGCGAAGGCCACUGAGUCUGUAACUACGACUGAGGAGACAACAUCGGCGAUGGCCACGGUUGCGGCUACUGAGAGUUCGGCGGCGAGUCAGACUACUUCCGCGGCUGCGGCUACUGUCACGGAUAAUAACGCUUCGAGAGCGAAGGGUAUGGUUGCGGCGGCUGCUGUUGCGCUUGGUGUAUUUAUUUAA